AUGCCAUCCUACGAGUACAAGAGCUCUGGCACCAACAGCAAGGGCAACCACUACUGCUCUCGCGACUACGGCAGCGGCGCUUCCAACGGCAACUCUUAUCACUACUCCAACUCGCACGUCCCCCUUGCCUUGACCCCUCUGAACCCAUUCCCAGCCAUCUACUAA
Molecule: messenger RNA, 165 nt
Organism: Hirsutella rhossiliensis
Lineage: Eukaryota; Fungi; Ascomycota; Sordariomycetes; Hypocreales; Ophiocordycipitaceae
Exons: 2
Coding region: 1-165 (54 amino acids)
Source: RefSeq, a predicted model, not a curated record